UUGAAUGUGUCCUCGGAUUAGCUCUCGCGUGUGAUUAGUUGUUGUUGCGGCGCUGCAUCCGCUUUCUUGGAUCUGAUUGGUGAAGCCUGCUGUCAGUACAGUCAUAUCCGCCCCUUUCUCUGUUUGGUUGGAGCUAUCUGAUACCCUUUCUCUCGGUGGUGGGUCGGAGCCGGCCUGGCCUCGCAUGUCCCCCCCUCUAAAUUCCUGUUUUGAAUUGAAUGCCCGUAUUUUAGGUUUUCUUUAUUUACACGCCUCUUAAGGGCCACUGUCGGCUGUCCGCGCGCCGGUGUUUUAUUUGUCCCAGCAUUUGGCGUUGAGAGGCUAACCCAAAACAUGGCCGUGGUGAACGCAUCGUCUGGGCCAGUAGCCCGGCUCGAGGGCCGUGAAUUCGAAUAUAUGAUGAAAAAGCGCUCGGUAACUAUCGGUCGGAACUCGUCUCAGGGCUCAGUGGACGUGAGCAUGGGCCACUCCAGCUUCAUCUCACGGAGGCAUCUGGAAAUAUUCACCGCCAGUGACGAUGGCACCGGCAGCGGAGAGUUCUAUCUGAGGUGUCUGGGUAAAAAUGGGGUGUUUGUAGACGGAGUGUUCCUCAGACGGGGCGCCCCUCCCCUGCAGCUACCACGAAUGUGCACUUUCAGGUUCCCCAGCACAAACAUCAAGAUCACAUUCACAGCUCUGUCCAGUGGGAAGAAAGUGAAGCGUGAAGCUCCCGAGUCCCCAGUGAAGCCAGUACAGCCUCAGAUCUCCCCACUGACCAUCAACAUUCCAGACAACAUUGCUCACCUAAUGAGCCCCCUGCCAUCACCUACAGGCACCAUUAGUGCUGCUAACUCGUGCCCCUCCAGCCCGCGAGGUGCAGGCUCUUCAGGCUACAGGAUGGGUGGUCGCAUGGUCAGCUCUGCAGAGCUGCAGCUUAUAAAUGACAACUCCCAGCCUGAGAAUGACAAAGAGGCCUCUGGAGGGGACAGCCCCAAGGACGACUCCAAACCACCCUACUCCUAUGCACAGCUGAUAGUCCAGGCUAUAACACUGGCACCGGACAAGCAGCUCACACUAAAUGGAAUCUAUAACCAUAUCACAAAGAACUACCCUUACUACAGGACUGCAGACAAGGGCUGGCAGAACUCGAUUCGUCAUAACUUGUCAUUGAACCGUUACUUCAUCAAAGUGGCACGUUCGCAGGAGGAGCCUGGCAAAGGUUCAUUCUGGAGGAUAGACCCGUCCUCAGAGGGCAAGCUGAUCGAACAGGCCUUCAGGAAAAGAAGGCCCCGGGGUGUCCCCUGCUUUAGAACUCCUCAUGGACCCCUCUCCUCUAGGAGUGCCCCAGCAUCUCCCAAUCACUCAGGGGUGCUCUCCGCUCACUCCAGUGGCGUCCAGACCCCUGACAGCUUAUCACGAGAGGGCUCCCCUGUUCCCUUGGAAUUGGAGACUUCCUCAGCUCCUGCCCCAGCAUCCACCACAGUGGUCCAGCCCAAACUGGCCGUCAUCCAGGAAGCUCGCUUUGCACAAAACACACCAGCCUCGCCUGUUAGCAACCAGCCGGUACUCAUAGCAGUCCAGCGUCAGUUACCUCAGACCAUCAAACCAGUGACCUACACCAUGGCCUCCCCAGUGAGCACCAGCACCUCCCAGCCUGCUGUCCAGACUGUACAUGUCCUGCAGCAGAUCGCGGCGGGGUCCCUCAGCAUCGCCCAGCCUGCCACCAUCAUCAAGAGUGAGCCACAGGAGAAUGGAGAACACACAGAGGUCAAAGUCAAAGUGGAGACAGUUCCCACCAUCACCUCUAUAGGCGGCUCCAGUCGCAUCAUCCAGAGCUCUCAGUCAGCCAUGCCCCUGCAGACUGUUGCCAUAGUGCAGCAGGCCCCCGUGGGUCAGCACCAGCUGCCCAUUAAGACCAUCACACAGAACGGCACCCACAGCAGCACCACUGCCAUCCAGGGACCUGCCAGCUCAGCUGUGGCAAGCCCCCUCCACCUGCUGGCAGCCCACGCAUCAGCCUCGGCCUCCCUCCCCACCAAACGGCAGAAUGGGGAGCAGCUGGCCAGCGAACAGCCGGAUGCUAAACGCAUCAAAUCAGAGGAGGAUGCAGCCCCAACCCCCUCGACCCCGGCCUGCGCAGCAGACUCGGACUCCUCGGCAGCUAACGACCAAGGCAGCCACCCCAACUAGUCUGUAUAACCACACCACACAACCACCAUCACCACCACCUUCUCCUCCUUCCACGUUUCCUCUCUUGUCCUUGUCAUUUGUUUUAUUUCUCCUCCUAACACUGACUCCCCAGGUGCCAAACAGAAGUUUCUUUUCAUUUUGGGUUAUUUGUUAUAGAGCAUCAAAAGAAAAGAAAAGUCCACCCCCUUAAAGACUGGAAUGGUGGGUUGAGAACAAAAUAAAGAAAUAGGACAAAGAUGAACUUAAGGUGUGCCCUGUGAGCCACUGAACCAGGAAAGUAAUUAAACCAAGUCUACAGGAAGACUUAACAGCAAUUAAAACCCUUAGGAGCUGACCUUUGACCUCGCACAGUUCAGCAAGGAGGGGUCCCGGCUCUGCUCGGGCUAGACGCCAUCUUUCUGCCAGUUCUGCCUCAGAACAGAUAGGAAACUCCAACAGACAAAAUCCUCCCCAGAUCUGUCAGAGCGGCUCUGGAGGAAGUGAUCAACCAAGUGACAAGGACGACGAGGAUUCAGUGUUUUAAAAUUAAAAAACACAUGCAGAAAGGGAUCAACUCGGCGCCAACUGUCCUGAAACUCUGGCAGCUAGCCUCUCUCAAUACUGAUCUUCUGUUAUUACAGCUGUACGUAGAUAUGCAGUAUUUUGUUGUUCAAAAUGUGGAGCAUAGAAUUUUUUUUUUAUUUUUUUUUUUACGUCUUUUCAGUUUUCUAGUUGAGUAACUAAAUUAAAGGAAGCAUACAAAACGUUGAGGUUGGUGACAUUUCGGUGACUAAGUUAGAAAGCUCACUUUUUUAUGUGGAACUUUUCUGUUCAGUGAAACAGUGUAAUAUUUUUCAUAAUGUGUUUAUUUUCCCUUUUGUUCUGACUUCUGAAACUGCUUCAUUAUACCUACGUAUUUUAAUACUUGCACAGAUAACCCAUAUAAGCAUAUGAAAUCUCCAUGUGUAGUUCCAGAUGUUGACUUGCAUGCAUCCAAAAACAGAAGUUGUAAUCUGUAAAUUGAACAGAGGUUAAAAAGACUAACUUUGUCCAAGCCUGACUUGCACUUGAUUAAAUGUUUUCAUUUCCCUUCUUC
Messenger RNA from Monopterus albus (swamp eel), 3244 nucleotides. RefSeq names its product forkhead box K2b (gene foxk2b). Gene Ontology annotation, molecular function: DNA-binding transcription factor activity, RNA polymerase II-specific; protein binding; RNA polymerase II cis-regulatory region sequence-specific DNA binding. The transcript has 9 exons. Gene Ontology annotation, biological process: regulation of transcription by RNA polymerase II. The record is from RefSeq and is a predicted model, not a curated record. Bases 334 to 2169 code for a protein of 611 amino acids. Lineage: Eukaryota; Metazoa; Chordata; Actinopteri; Synbranchiformes; Synbranchidae.